Teleopsis dalmanni is the source of this 1533-nucleotide messenger RNA. It is a transcript of the gene Sps2, whose product is annotated as selenide, water dikinase 2. The transcript is spliced from 4 exons. Gene Ontology annotation, molecular function: selenide, water dikinase activity; ATP binding. The record is from RefSeq and is a predicted model, not a curated record. Gene Ontology annotation, biological process: L-selenocysteine biosynthetic process. Bases 430 to 1368 code for a protein of 312 amino acids. Lineage: Eukaryota; Metazoa; Arthropoda; Insecta; Diptera; Diopsidae. Gene Ontology annotation, cellular component: cytoplasm.
AUCUUCUUUGGUAUUAUGUUACGUAAUACAUACAGAAAGUAAAAUACAUCAUUUCUAUAUAAAAUAUUAAUUUAAUGUUAAAAUAUUACAACGAAGAUUUAAUAUCAAAAUUUGUAAUUUUUUGAUAAUUUUAUAUUUUUGUAUUACCCACUUUUACACAGUAAACAGAUUCAAGCUUAAAUUAUGACAUUGUUGCGAUAUUGCUAAAUUUAAAGAAAUAAGACGUAAUUAACAGCUGCAAUGAAAACAUUUGACCCGGUAGAUCACGGACUAGAUCCAAAUUUUCGGCUUACUAACUUUUCAACCUUACGUGGGUGAGGAUGUAAACUACCCCAAGAUGCUCUUAACAAGUACCUUGAGGAAGCAGACAUAAUUAGUUCCAAAUAUAAAAUACAUCAGAAAAAUGACGAAAAUUGUGUUGGUUCAGGAAUGGAUUGUGCUGUAAUUCCGUUGCCGCGAUAUAAGCAGCUUUCUUUAGUACAAACUGUAGAUUUCUUUUAUCCGCUUUUAGAUGAUCCGUUUAUUAUGGGAAAAAUAGCUCUCGCUAAUGUUUUGAGUGAUGUGUACGCAGUUGGAGUAACCGAAAUAGACAAACUCCAAAUGAUUAUAAGUGCUCCAGAACAAUUAUCGAAUACUGAACGCGAUGUUGUUAUUCAAAAGAUUAUGGAAGGGUUCAAAGAUAGUGCAAAAUUUGCUCGUUGUAAACUUUUUGUUGAUAGCAUUACUGUCAAUCCAUGGUGCAUUUUGGGUGGUGUGGCUACAACAGUUAUUAAAAAUGAAGAAAUCAUCAUGCCAUAUGGUGCAAGGGAUGGUGACGCUCUUGUACUAACGAAACCACUAGGAACACAUUUAGCUACAAGUGCUUAUCUAUGGAUGCAAGAAAAUAACGAAAAAUAUCAAAAACUAGCCAUCCAUUUAAGCAAUGAUCAACUAACGGAAACAUUCGAAAUUGCUGUGAAAUCGAUGACAUUUUUAAAUAAAAACGCUGGAAUUUUAAUGCAUAAGCACAAUGCUCACGCUGCUACCGAUGUCACUGGUUUUGGUUUAUUAGGUCAUACUAAUAAUCUCGCACUGUUUCAAAAUGAAUCUUUGGAAUUCAAAAUUACUAAAAUACCUAUAAUUAAAAAUGUGCUUAAAAUUGCCAACAUAACACAUCAGGACACUAAACUAAAAACUGGCAAAGCAGUAGAAACUUCAGGAGGGUUACUAAUCUGUUUAUCACUUGCAGACGCAUCUGCAUUUUGUGCGGAGUUCAAAGAAGAAUCAAAAGGUGAGCAGGACGCAUGGAUUGUAGGACAUGUUGAAAAAUCUGUUCAACGUAAAGGCAGCGUAAUCGACAAUCCUGAAUUUUUGGAAAUACAAUUUUAAUUAUUAUUUCAAUAUAUAUAUAUUUGAGAUUCCAAUUUAUGGCGAGGUUUUCUUAAAGAUUGCUUAAUCAGGAGAAUCUCCGAUAUUUUUUUUGGACUUAAGUUUAUAUUUUUAUACAAUAUGAUACAUUGUUCAUACAUCAUACAAAUAAACCAAGAAAACAUA